AUGAGCUCAAAACCAGGCUAAAUUAUGCUUAAGAAAAAAUUGCCAGAUAAGAAGAAGAAAUUAACUAAUUAAAUUAAACAUAACAAGGGUAAUCUAAGGAAGAUUUAUCAUUAGAGGAUGAUGAUAAUUCAUAAAUGUUCAUUGCUACUAAACAUAAUAAUUAAAAAAUAAUAAGAGCACAAUAACAAAAGAUUAUUGAGUAGUAAUUAGUUGUAUAAUCAGAACAUAUUAAUAUAACAAGAAUUUCAUGAAGAAAAAUCUAAAACACUUCAUAAAUUUCAAUAAAGCUGCAAUUAAAAUGCGAUAUCUUAUUCAAAUAAGGCUUAUAGUUAGGGUUAACUUCCCUUUGAAAGUUAAUAUCAGAAUUCUAUGAAUGAUCUAAAAAUGAUUUAAUCUUAAGCAAAGGAAACAUCUGAUGUUAUUCCACCAUAAAGAUAAAUAUUAAGAGGUAAUGCAUAAAAAUAAUGCGAAGAAAAUAAGAAAGCAGAAGAAUGUGGUGGCUCUUAAAAGGAUUCACAAAAAUCUAACUUGAGAUAAAAUUUAUUAAAAUUUGAUAUUACUAAUUAAAUUAUGGCCUCAGGAUAUGAAUAAUUGAAAGAAGGUUUUCUAUUCAAGCCAGUACCUAAAAAGGAUUUGUUAAAAGAGAAAAGAUAACGUUAGAUUUAAAAUAAAUCAUCUUUUGAUGCAAUUUUCAUAAAAAAGAAUCAAAAAAUCAUGCAAUAUAAAAAUAACUUAGAAUAAUAGCUGCUUAACUAAGUAUAAUAUCGCAAUUCUAUUUAACCUCGUCUUAAUAAGCCCUCUAAUUUAUUACUUUAUUAGAAAGAUUUAAUUUAAAAUAAAGGCGAAAACCAAGUAGAAGAAAAUCAAUCAGACCUAAAUGCAGUUAUUUCUAAAAAAAACAAUCAAAACUCAAAAUGCAAUUAAAAAUACUAAUAGAGUAAAAAUUUAAAUCAAGGAAAUAAAAUAGAAAAUAUUUAAAUCUCUAAAUCUAAAAAUAAUUUAACUGAUUUCUAUACAUACUAAAUUAAUUCAUCAGAGAAAAUAAAUAUUCAAAUACUCUAAUCGCCUGAUGAUACUUAAGGCCCUAUUCUCCCACAUUAAUAACCAAAAUUUGAUUAAUUCAUUCCAAUUUAGUAAGAAAAACUGAAUGUAUAAAGAAACUCGCUUUAAACUUAGUCAGAAAGCUCUUUUUACUAUCAAAAUUAGAAAGAUUUUUGUGACCAAAGUUAAAAUCAAGUGAAUUAUAUCUAUUCUAAUUAGCCAAGUUAGAAUACGAUUAACUCAUUUAAAAUGUAGAAUGCGUCAUUUGAAAAUAAUUAAAAAAAUGAAUUUAUAAAUCAAAAUAAUACAAAUAUGAAUAAUUCUUCUAAUAAAAGCUCAACAAUAAAUUAAAAUUGUUUAGAAGUUCAGAGUAAUAUUUAUUUGUAAAAUCAAAAUGCUUCAUCUUUAUCCUCAUCUUUAAAAAAUAAAACAAAUACGAAUUCUAUGAGAUUAAUCAACGAUAUAUGCAGUGAUAAAAUGAAUAUUUAGAAUGAAAAUAAUUAAAAUUAAAAUAAUAAAAAUAAUAAUUAAUUAAAUAAUAUUAUUUUAAAUCAAACAUUUGAUUAGAUACCAUCAAGCUCAGAAGAUUUUGAAAACGAAAUUACCUUAGAAGAUUCAAAUAUGAAGACGAUGAUUGAAAAUACUAAUGAAGAUCCUAAAUAAAUCUAAUAUGAAUAAGAGCGCCGUUAAUUUAAGGAGCUAUAUGAUAAUAUAAAAAAGUUUGGAUAAUAGGGAGACCUUUUAUUUGAAGAGUUUAUGAUUAUAGGACCUGAUUUAGAGGAACUAAAAGACUUAAUUCAUCAAAAUCCAAAUACAUUUAGAAAUUAAAAAGAAUUUAGUUAGGGAUAUGUGAAAGGUAAUAUAUAAUAAAGUAUUCUAUUUUCUUAGCCUUGUUAUAUCUCUCCGUUUUAAGACUAAUUGAGAUAGGAUAUAACAUAAUAAGCCUUUCCAUAAGGUGUUUAGUAUUACAGAUAUAAGAGUUAAUCAGAUUUAUAAAAUAUGCCUGGUAAGUUCAAAGAUAUUUUCCUCAUGAAUCUUUGCAAGUAAAAGCAGCGAGGCGUUGACUAGAAUAUAUUUAUUCUAACCCUAAUGGGAGAUGAUUAUAAAAGAAGUAAACAUAUUUCUCUUCAGAAUACAAAUUCAAACUCGCUUAUGUAUGGAAUUUGCUAUUAAUAAUAUGAUUUACUAGUCGCGCAAGACGAAGUUUCUUAAGAAAAAACUAUUUUCUUAUUUCCAACAGUCUAUUGCAUCAUUACAUAAUAUCCAUUUAUUGAUUAUUUCUUGAAAAUAAUCUUAGAAAUAGUCAAUAGAAUCAAGACUAUUAGAUUAAUUAAAGGGUCUUUUUCAGGUAAAAUAGACAAUAACCUUUAAGAUAUAGAUUUCGAGAAAGUGAUCUUCUAUCUCUAAAGAGACAGAGAAUUAAGUUUAAGUCUCAGCGCUUUACAGAUCAAGGAGCCCUCACCUGAUAGAGUACUAACUUAUUUUCUGAAAAAUGUUCAAAGCUACUUAUUAGAGUAGGAAGAUUAAAUCUCCUCUAGUUUGAUAAAUAGAAUAACUCACAAUAGUUAAGCAACAUAAUAUAACCAAUUUAAUACAUUAUCAUUCAAUGUACCUAUUUUAGAAGAAAUGUGCUAUGUAGAAGGAUUAGAAACAGCAUAUUUAACAUUUUCUAACCUUCCUUACUCAGACUUUUAGCUUAUAUUUACUCUAAUUAUGCUUGAAAAAAAGGUGAUUUUUCUCUCAGAAAACAUCACAUUGCUUACAUUUACAAUAAUAACCUUUUAAAAUAUCAUUAACCCUUUUAAGUUUCCUUACUCAAUAAUAUCUUCGCUCAGUAAAGACCGGAUGGGCCAAAUUAAUUGCCCAGUACCAUUUAUAUUUGGAGUCAAUCUAAGCUCAGAUGAAUUCAAAUACCAAUAUGGUUAUGAUGAUGAGUGUUAUUAUAUCGAUUUGGAUAAAAAUGUUUUUACUUCCUUAAAUCCAAUUGAUAUUGACACAAUUUACAAUUAAAGAUUUAAAUUUACUAGUUAAAAGGAAUAAAUAAAACAAAUCUUUAAGGCAAUAAACAAUAAAAUUUCUUCUAGAUAGCUUGGAAAUAAGUUCAAAAAGCUAUUUCAAGCGUCUUAAAACCAUAAAUAACUUGUUUAUAAUCCAGAUGAGCAAUAAAUAAAAAAUUUAAAAACACUUUUGGUACUGAUAAGAAAGUCAAUUUAUUAAUGUAUUGUUAACAAAUUACAAACCUCACAUGCUUUUUUACAAAAUGAUGACUUUGAAUAAUUAGUAAUAGAAGUCUAAAAAGCCAUCUUAAAAAAUAAUUUAAAAGAUAAAGCUUUUCUAGAAAGCUUUGUUUAAACAUAAACUUUUUCUUUCUAUAUCCAAUAAAUAUACUUAUGA
Messenger RNA from Tetrahymena thermophila SB210, 3435 nucleotides. RefSeq names its product DENN domain protein. The transcript has a single exon. The record is from RefSeq and is a predicted model, not a curated record. NCBI's taxonomy places the organism in Eukaryota, Ciliophora, Oligohymenophorea, Hymenostomatida, Tetrahymenidae.